Molecule: messenger RNA, 2343 nt
Organism: Cucumis sativus (cucumber)
Lineage: Eukaryota; Viridiplantae; Streptophyta; Magnoliopsida; Cucurbitales; Cucurbitaceae
Exons: 4
Coding region: 131-2104 (657 amino acids)
Cellular component (GO): nucleus
Molecular function (GO): RNA binding
Source: RefSeq, a predicted model, not a curated record
AGAUUUAUCACUUUCUCUCAACUGGGCUUAAAGCCCCGACAACUUAACCAAACUUUUGUGAGCGAAGUGCAUUUGGGCAACUGCUGGAAGCCUGCAGCUUCAAGCGCUUCGAAGAAGAAGAAGAAAAUCCAUGGAAAAAGGGCAAAGUGCCUCGGAAAAUAUGAGAAUUUACGUCGGGGGGCUGGGUGCCGCCAUGACCGAAGACGAUCUCCGAAAGGUUUUUCACAGCGUCGGCGGUGUGGUGGAGGCCGUCGAUUUCGUUCGUACCAAAUCUCGCAGCUUCGCUUAUGUCGACUUCUUUCCGUCCUCCCAAUCUUCCCUCUCCAAGCUUUUCAGCACUUACAAUGGAUGUGCUUGGAAAGGAGGAAAGUUAAGGCUUGAGAAAGCCAAGGAAAAUUAUCUUGCUCGUUUGAAUCGGGAGUGGGAGGAAGAUGCUCAAAUUAGGGAUAAUAAUGUUGGUGCAGACAUGGAGCUUGUUGCUCCAGAAUCUACUGAGCAUGUCACCAAGUCGGAGCACAUUAAUAUUUUCUUUCCAAGCUUAGGAGAGGUGAAGCCUUUGCCAAUUAGUGGAACAGGGACCCACAAAUAUGACUUUCCACAUGUUGAGGUGCCUCCUUUUCCUGUGCAUUUCUGUGACUGUGAAGAGCAUAAUGCUUCUUCUCCCAUUGGCAAUUCUAAGUACACAAAAACAAGAGAUUUGAAUGCUGAGAAUGGUGGAAUGGAUGAAGAUGAAAUCAAGAUGAUGAAUGCAGUGUUGAGCAAGCUCUUUGAGAGGAAAGAAGCUUCUCAAUCUAAUUGUAACGAUUCCAUGGCACUCAAUGAUAAACACAACUCCACGACGUCGACUGAUAAUCAACUACUUGAAGAUAAUAAAGUGGACAGUGACGAAGACAACCUUGUGCUUAAUGUGAUGGCUAGUAACUGCAAUUCCAAAACUAUGGCAUUGAACAGGGGAAAUAAAAUCUUCAAAGCUCAUGGGAACAGUAAGGAUGCUGUCAGGGACCAGAAAAAUAAUUGCAGAGUUCAAAGCAAGAAAAGGAAAUCUUUUAUUAGUGAGGAAUUUGAUGGUAAUGAAUCUGUACCCAGCAUCUUUACCAGCAAUAGGGGCACAGAUCCAUCAUAUGAUCCAGCUAGAUCCUCAAGACCUCAAGCUCCUGAUCGAGGUCCACCAGUUCAAUCUUUACGGUCUCAGAAAUCUUCAUGGAAAACACUUAUUCGGGAUAAGAGUAAUGUUUCAUUUUGCAUCUCAGACAUUCUGUCUUCAGUUCCUUCAGCAAAUGAAGAGAAAGCAGAAGCAGAUGAUCUUAAUAUAGCUCAUUCAACUCCUAACAGAAAUAGUAACCUUGCAAGCACUGCAGUUUUAGGAAGCGAAAUAGAUGAAAUUCAAUCAGGGAAGAUCAAUGUUCCUUUCAGCAUUACAGACGUGCUGCCUUUGGUUCUUUCAGCUGAUCAAGAGAAAGCUGCUUCUGCUGAUCAAGAGAAAGCUGCUUCUGCUGAUCUGAAUCUAGCUCAUUCAACUCCUAACAUAAAUACUGACGUUGGGGCUGACCCAAUAUCAAAAAGCAAAUCAGAAGAAAUGGAAUCUGUGGAGAGCUUCCAAGACGCCCAAUGUACAGUUCCAAAUGUCACCUUGAAUAAAGGCAGAGGUUCUUCAUGGCGGAAAAAAUCCUCAUGGACGCAAUUGGUCAGUGAGGAAUUCACCUCCUUCAGUAUUACUCAAAUUUUACCAAAUAGUACUUCUGAGAACCAGGUGCAAGGGGAAUCCGGUGAUAUCAAUGCUAAUUUUUCUGCUUGGAGCGAAACUAAUGCUCCGAGAAAGCAAGACAGUGAAUGUAUAGCUAAAGAUGAGUCUACUGCAUUUGUUAUUGGAAAAGGCGAAAUUGGCUGUAAUGAUGUCAAGCAGAAUGAACCACAAGCAGUGCAAGAGUGUGAGACCUGUCCAACCCAAAUUACUGAGAGUAAUUUUCCACAGCAAGAAGGUUCAUUUGAUGAAAUAAGUGGCGACACUUGCCCGUUUAUGAGAAAUUCUCAGUCGGUAGCAGAGUGGACGAAGAUAAAAGCUGCUCUUUCUGGUGGUUCUAAGAAGAAAAAACAGAGACAAUAGAUCACUCAUUAUCAAAGGUAUGUAACUCUUGAAUCUUGCUUGAAUGAGGGGCCAUGAUUGUAUCUGAACUUAAAUUGGUUUCAUCUACUAAGGAACAGUUUGAUGCAGCUUUGAGUAGGUUUAUGUGUAUGACUAGGCUGAAUGGUAAUUUCAUUUAUGCAUACACAAAUAAGAUUGACUCUUGUUUUCACUAAUUGUAGAUUAUCUAUUUUUUUUAAUAGAAAACCACAUUUUAAUAA